Coturnix japonica (Japanese quail) is the source of this 2063-nucleotide messenger RNA. RefSeq names its product cytochrome P450 family 26 subfamily A member 1 (gene CYP26A1). Gene Ontology annotation, biological process: sterol metabolic process. The record is from RefSeq and is a predicted model, not a curated record. Gene Ontology annotation, molecular function: heme binding; monooxygenase activity; iron ion binding. NCBI's taxonomy places the organism in Eukaryota, Metazoa, Chordata, Aves, Galliformes, Phasianidae.
UUGGGUGAACUAAUUUAUCGGAUGGUAAGGUAGGGUGGGCAGCAACCUGGGAAGGGUAUAAAAGGCGGCCCGCGGCGAGCCCGGCCCGCGCACUCGGAGCUCCCGAGGGGCCGGACUGGACCCGCUGCCCCGCCAUGGGCUUCUACGCCCUGGUCGCUAGCGCCCUGUGCACCUUCCUGCUGCCCCUGCUGCUCUUCCUGGCCGCCGUCCGGCUCUGGGACCUGUACUGCGCUAGCGGCCGCGACCCCAGCUGUCCGCUGCCGCUACCCCCGGGCACCAUGGGACUCCCCUUCUUCGGGGAGACGCUGCAGAUGGUGCUGCAGCGGCGGAAAUUCCUGCAGAUGAAGCGCAGGAAAUACGGCUUCAUCUACAAGACUCACCUCUUUGGGCGGCCCACAGUGCGGGUGAUGGGCGCUGAGAACGUACGGCACAUUCUGCUGGGCGAGCACCGCCUGGUCUCUGUGCAGUGGCCCGCCUCAGUGCGCACCAUCCUGGGCUCGGGCUGCCUCUCCAACCUUCACAACGGGCAGCACAAACACCGCAAAAAGGUGAUCAUGCGGGCCUUCUCCCGGGACGCUCUGCAGCACUAUGUGCCCGUCAUUCAAGAGGAGGUGAAUGCCUGCUUGGCACAGUGGCUGGGCGCCGGGCCCUGCCUGCUGGUGUACCCGGAGGUGAAGCGCCUCAUGUUCCGCAUUGCCAUGCGCAUCCUGCUGGGCUUCCAGCCCCGCCAGGCCGGCCCCGACGGUGAGCAGCAGCUGGUGGAGGCCUUUGAGGAGAUGAUCCGCAACCUCUUCUCUCUCCCCAUCGAUGUGCCUUUCAGUGGGCUUUACCGGGGUCUGAGGGCACGCAACAUCAUCCAUGCCAAGAUUGAGGAGAACAUCCGUGCCAAGAUGGCCCGCAAGGAGCCUGAGGGUGGCUACAAGGACGCACUGCAGCUGCUGAUGGAGCACACACAGGGUAAUGGAGAGCAACUCAACAUGCAGGAGCUGAAAGAGUCUGCCACAGAGCUGCUUUUUGGGGGCCAUGAAACCACUGCCAGUGCUGCCACGUCGCUGAUUGCCUUCCUGGGGCUCCACCAUGAUGUUCUGCAGAAAGUGAGGAAGGAGCUGCAAGUAAAGGGGUUACUGUCUGGUCCCAACCAAGAGAAGCAAUUAGACAUGGAGGUCUUGGAGCAGCUGAAGUACACAGGCUGUGUUAUCAAGGAGACCCUCAGGCUGAGCCCUCCUGUUCCUGGAGGAUUCCGAAUUGCACUCAAGACACUUGAGCUGAAUGGUUACCAGAUCCCCAAAGGCUGGAAUGUUAUUUACAGUAUCUGUGAUACCCACGAUGUGGCCGAUCUCUUUACCGACAAGGACGAGUUUAAUCCCGACCGCUUCAUGUCUCCAUCUCCAGAGGACUCCUCUAGGUUCAGCUUCAUCCCUUUCGGUGGGGGCUUGAGGAGCUGCGUAGGCAAAGAGUUUGCAAAAGUCCUUCUAAAAAUAUUUACGGUGGAGCUGGCACGGAGCUGUGACUGGCAGCUGCUAAAUGGACCUCCUACAAUGAAAACGGGCCCCAUAGUGUACCCUGUGGACAAUCUGCCUGCCAAAUUCAUAGGUUUCAGCGGCCAAAUCUGAGUGCUCAACGCUCACCUCCGGCUGGAUUUCUGUAUAACAUCUCAUAUGUACAUAGUAACUUUUUAUAGUAACAACAGCCUUUAAAUAUUUAAACUUGUAAAUGUACAGUAGUUAUUUAUGUCUAAGUAUUUCAAAAGGCUGUGAUGUUUUUCCUCAAGCACUACAAUUAUGGGUCGCUGAUUCAUAAUUAGAUAAUUUUAUUUCUAUAGAAAUAAGUUUUCCCCUAUUUAAAAAUCUUACUUCAAGCUGGCCAGAUACGUGUUUGACAAGACAUUUCACCAUGGUGUAUGCAUUCAAAAAUAUUCUCUAAAGGCAUUUGAAACAAUGGCAACUAGCUAUCAUCCAAAUUAUCUAAAUCAUUAUGGUUUGAGCUUUUCAGUAUUAUUUGUGUCUAGACUUCAUGUUUAAUGUGUGAAUUUUAAGUUUGAUAAUAAAGUUUAUUUUUGAAGA